This is a messenger RNA of Penaeus vannamei (Pacific white shrimp), 660 nucleotides long. NCBI's taxonomy places the organism in Eukaryota, Metazoa, Arthropoda, Malacostraca, Decapoda, Penaeidae. The record is from RefSeq and is a predicted model, not a curated record.
AUUUUUUCCAGUAAAUGAAAUGGGAAAGAAUAUUCCUCCAGGCACUGUUGUUGAUUCAGGAAUUACACAUCCUAUUGAGAGAGAUUUCUACUUGUGUUCUCAUCACGGUAUUAAAGGUACAAGCAGACCAGCCCAUUACCAUGUGUUGUGGGAUGACAAUAAUCUGACCAUGGAUCAGUUACAAGAAUUUACAUAUAAUAUGUGCCAUGUGUACUCAAGAUGUAGCAAGUCUGUAUCUUUGCCAGCACCAGUUGCUUAUGCACAUUUAGCUGCUUUUCGCGCCAAGGUUCAUGCUACGGAGGCAAAUAUGCAAGAGAGUGAGUUAGACAAUAUCAAGAUGAAUAGAGAGAAGGAAUUAUCCAGUAAACUUUAUUAUAUAUAGGAAAUUUAUUUGUUUCAUUUUUUUUUACUGUGAUUUUUAAGAGGAUACCCUUUCAAUGAUUAAUGAAUGUUUUCAAGCAAAACAAACGGAUUUGUAUUUUUUAUUCUUUUGGAACAUAUUCAUCUUAAACUGUUCAAGGAUCAACUUUUUUAUAAAUAGAUAUGCGCAGAAACGAGAAACUCAUGAUAGGCUUAAAUGAUUGAUAUUCUUUUCUUUAUUUAGUACUAUUUUGUAAUAUUAGUGAUUAGGCAAAAUAUAAAAAGAAAAUGGAAGCGUGA